Molecule: messenger RNA, 2166 nt
Organism: Heterobilharzia americana
Lineage: Eukaryota; Metazoa; Platyhelminthes; Trematoda; Strigeidida; Schistosomatidae
Source: the annotation of a GenBank genome assembly
GAGAGUGUAGACAAAAUUUCAUAAUUUUCAAUUAUAAUGGAGCAAAGAAUAAAGAAUGCAGUGAAACGAUUAGAUCAACUCGAUCAACGACUUAAUGAUUACAAACCAUUACUUGAUCAAAAUGUUUUAAACGCUGAAUUUGAGAUCAGAGCAAAUUUCAAAAGUUUAAUGGAAUUAUUAAGUAAACGUCAAUCAAAUCUACUUAUUCAACUCAAUAAUAUUUAUAAAGAAAAGUCUCUACUCAUUGAAAGUAAUAAACAAACAGUUGAAUCAUUAAAGAGUAUUCUAAUCAAGUCAUGUAUAACAAGUCGUAAUGAAAUUGAUUCAAGUGUUGGUGAAUAUAUUCGAAGAGCUGAAUUAAUCACAUUGACAACUGAUUUAACACCUUUUAUCGCUUUUCAUGCAGAGAAUAGACAAUUAAGUGAAGUAGUAUCAACAUUUGGUCGUCUCAUCUCUAGAUAUUCUGGUCAUUUUGCUGAUCCUAAUCAACCGUCUGUAUGUUUACCACGUGCAUUUGAAGAAGAAGAAGAUAAUAAUAAUAAUAAUGAUAAUGAUAAUAAUAAUAAUAAUGUAAGAAUUGGUAAAUCAACUCAUUCAUCUGUAUUCAAUUGUAUUAAAUCAUUACAAUGUUCAUGCAAUAAUCCAACAUUGAAGCCAUGGUUAUCUUCUAUUGAACAUAAAUGUCAACAAAAAUCUUCUUUACAUUCUAUAAGUGAUUCAAUGAAAGAGAGUGAAUUGUUUACUCCUAGAACAAAUUUGUUUUGGGCCAAUAAGUUGUCUGAUUCUCUUCUUCGAGAAAAAACUUCACCUCAGCAUAACUUUGGAUUGAGUCCUUCACAAUCAGCUGUACAUGUACCAUGUUAUCGACCAGAUUCUACUAUAGUUCGUACUUGGCUAGAAUUAAGGGAUAGACAACAACUAUCAGAGAGUAUGUCUUAUCAUCAAGGAGGAAAUGGGUUUAGUGAUGCUUUGAAAUGUCCUGGAUAUCUAGAUAAAUCUACCUCUGAAAGCUUUGAUAUACUGACAAAUUCUUCUCAAAAUAUGUCAAGUUUAAAAGAUUGGCUAUUCUGUGAUCCUGCUGAAUUGAUAGAUAUGCCUGGUCUGUCGACAAGUGCAAAUCGUUGCACUAGAGAUUACAAUUCGUCAGUAAAUAAUCGUUCAUGGUUAACACCAGAGAAGGAUACACCUGAAUUGAUCACUACAAAAAUGUCCACACUAUCUGUUGACUCAUCUUCUACUAGAGAACUUUUCCCUGAGCAUCUUAUUAAAUCUGGACCAAUUGAACUGUCACGCUGGUUAAGACAACAAUCACCACCACCAGUAGCAUCGAUGAAAUCUGAGACGUCUACAGAGUCGAAUGCACAAUUGUCUGUUGGACAAAAUCAGUGUGAUAAUGAAAGCAAAAAUAUUUCCACACCAGUAAGUAAAGUGAAUGAGAUAGAGAAGUUUAAUGCACCUGUGGAAUUCGAUACUCAAUACUGUCCAUUGUAUGGUAUUUGUCAAGGUGGUCCUGGUGGUCCAACAUGUUGUGGUGGUUGUUCUCUGUCUAAACUAACUUCAAUCAAUGUUUCAUCUCAACAAAAGAAACCAAUGAAUAGUCAAGAGUCAAGUGAAAAUCUCAGUGUUAUUGAACAAUCAGAAAAGUCAAAUCUAUCCACACUGAUAACAUCAUCCCUAUCGGAGACUAGUAAACCAAUUAUAGAAUCGAAUACUUCACUUGUCGACGAAUUGAUACGCAUUGCAAAUAGUGAAAUGAAACAAUGGAUUAUAAACGCUUCACAAUGUGAUUCCUGUGUAAAUUCUAGUUGUUGUCGUCGUUUACAGGAGCGACGACGACAACAACAACCUAACUCUGUUCAUCUGAAAGCGACUACAACAGUGUCUAACAAUGGGAUCGAUCAGAAUUGCUUAUCUCAAUUGAAGCUCGAUAACGAUAUGCAAGUAGACGAAGAGAAUGAUGAACCAGUCACUUUAUCAUCGAAUCGGUACAAUCUUGUUUCACCGAUUGAUUUGAGUGAAUCAAACAGAACAUGUUUCUCCCCAUUGAAAUGUACAACAUGUAUAUCUGUUACACCGAAGUCGUCGACCACUGAUGUUGCUGCUACUACUACUAUUUCUGAUAGUUAUGAGUAUUGGUUAAUUCAAUGUGGCAUUGAAGAGAACUAA